Emiliania huxleyi CCMP1516 is the source of this 936-nucleotide messenger RNA. RefSeq lists its product as hypothetical. Bases 1 to 936 code for a protein of 311 amino acids. NCBI's taxonomy places the organism in Eukaryota, Haptophyta, Isochrysidales, Noelaerhabdaceae. The transcript has 3 exons. The record is from RefSeq and is a predicted model, not a curated record.
AUGGGGGGGCAGGAGCUCGUCGAGGCCAGCGCGAGGAUCGCCGAGCUAGAGGCGGAGGUCGCCGAGCUCAAGAGGAACUCGCAGGCCCCCGUUCCCUCCACAUCCUUGUCCAAGUCGCUGCUCGCGGCGCUGGCCGUCUUCCAGGUCCUCCUCCUCGCCAUCUGUCUCUGGGGGGCAAUCAUCUCGACAAUCAACUAUACGGAGGCGCCCUCCAUGAAGACCUCGUUCAUGACGCCGCAGCUCUCCACGCUCAAGAACGCCGCGGACGACUGCCCCGUCGCGGUGCACGAGACCAAGCUCGUGAUGCAGGGCGGCUUCUUGGAGAUUGAACUCCAAGAUGUGGACGGUUCCGAAGGGCGCCAGCGCCAGAACUACACCAUCAACGCAGCAACAAACAUCGACAACUAUGAGAACGGCGUGGAUCACGUGGUCCUCCCGUGCCGGACGUGCGGAGGCGACAAGACGUACCCGCUGCUCUCGCCGACGAUGCUUACGGAGAAGGAGGACCACUUCAUUCUCCGCGGACACAUUGGCGAGCCGCUGAAUGGAGACUAUGAGAUCAAGUGCUGCUACCCGAAGUCGGAGUGCAUGGCCCGGCCCAGCCUGCCCUGCGCGAUGGCUCCAGUGCCGGAGGCCGGCCUGCCAGAGCACACAUGCCCCGAUUGGGAGCCGGAGCCUGAGCCGGAUCCCGAGCCACACGGGCGCAUGUUGUUUGAGGCGGACGGCCAUGCGGAGCUCGACCCCUUCGAGUGCACGGACACCCCCGAUGAGCGCCUUGCGCAAGAGGCGAAGAAGCUCAGCCUGCCAGGGCCAAGCUGCACGGAGCUCCGCGCUGCGGGGGCGUGCGAGCUUGAGAUGGUCAAGGAAUUGUGUUGCAAGGCGUGCAAGGCGUACGGCCACACGAAGGGUCGUCGUAUGGGUAAGUGCACUGGCUAA